UCCUGAAGCCCAGCAUCUCCAUGGAUCCUGCUGGAGAGGUCUUCUGGGGUCAAGAAGUCAGAAUCACCUGUUCCACUGCAGCUGAACUUUUAGGAGAAACAUUUAUUCUCCAGAAGAUCUCAGACUCUUUUAGACAGACUCAACUUUCUCCCAUCCGGACAGCAACUUUCACUAUCUCUAAAGUCAACUUUGAUCACGAUGGAUCGUACCGGUGUCAGUACGAGAAAACAGGUUCUGGUCAAACGUUCACUUCACCUUCCAGUGACCCACUUACAAUCAGUGUUGCAGUGAACUUCUCAAAGCCCACAAUCUCUGUGAGUUCUGCUGAUGUUUCCUGGGGUCAGGAAGUUUGCUUCACCUGUUCAAUCCAUUCUCAAGUCUUUGGUGGAACCUUCAUCCUGAAGAGGACAGAGAGUUCAUUUAAGAAGACUCAAACUUCAAGUACAAACUUUACCAAUUUCGUCAUCUCCAAAGCAGACGUUGCUCAUGACGGGUCGUACCAGUGUCAGUUUCAGAAGAAAGGACCUCAUCGGAAUUUCACUUCUCCAUUUAGCAACUCUGUCAGACUUUCUGUAAACGUGAGCCUACAGGUGCCAAACAUCUCACUUUCAUCUGGUGGAGUGUUGAUUUGGGGUCCUGGAGAAGUGGAGAUCACCAAAGGUCACAGAUUUACCAUCACCUGCUCCAUAAACUCGAAGUUUCCACAGGGUCGUUUCUUUCUCGUCUUUUCUGGAUACAAUAUGACGACCAACAGGCCAGCAGUCAGCAACUCCACCUCCUUUAGCUUUCCUGUGGCAGAGUUUGAACACCAGGGUAACUACAGCUGUGUGUACGAGGUCACCCAGUCUGGACGCACGGUCACAUCUGCUGAGUCAGCACCCAUCACUGUCGUUGUGAAACAGUCUUUGCUGCUGCUGAUCUCUGCUAUAUUUGGUGGAAUCCUACUUUUGUUGCUGUUCAUCUUGUUCCUGGUCUGUCUGUUCCAGAGGGGAAGAAAACCCAAACUUCCAGCGGUUCUUUUCCAGACUCUAAGGUCUGCCAGAGAGGAUGGUGGGAAUUGUGAGGCAGAAUAUGAAAACCUUUCUGGAGAACCCUCACCACCAAAACUUACAGAUAAAACAGAACAAGACCCAGGAAAUGAUUAUGAAGAUGCACCAUUUGAUGAGACGAAUUCCUUUGAAGAAUUUACACCACAAACCAUGGAGUGUGCGAGUCCUAAGAGUGAAAGUCAAGAAGAGGGAAAAGAGAAGGACGGACAAGAAACCAGCAAUGAUAACAAUUACUGCAACAAUGUACUCCUGCCUGUUCUGCAAACUGUUGAGAUAUGAUGAGAUCGGGUUUUGUUUUAGGUGUUUUUGCUGUCUUUGGUUCUUUCACAGAUUUAUGGUUCUUGCUUGUGAACCUCUUAAGACCAUAGGCGUAUCUCCAGUGUUGACGUUCUAUGGAUUACUGUAACUCUUCAAUCGUUUAUGCAACUAACAUAACUCAAACAACUUCUGAAGUCGUAGAAAAGUAGCUUUGCUUUGAUAUUCUGCACUACACUAACAAAGCGCUUAAGCAAUUAACCAAAAAGAUGCAGAGAAAAGCAGCUUUGAACAAAUAUGCAACACCUUUUGGUAGUUGAUACCAGUUCUAUAUUCAUUGCCUCAGAAUCUGAUGGUAGUUCAAAAAGUUUAUUUCUUGUUGCCAGCAAAAACUCCAGGGUUAACACUUUGAUUCCAGAGCUACUAAACACGUUGCUGUAGGAGAGUUUUUACACAAUUAACAUAAACCAGCUGAUUGUGGCACCAAUAUAUUUUUGUGCAAAGCUGCUUUUCUCUGCUUCAGAAUCCAUCGGAAUUAGGUUCCUUACAUAAACGAUCAAAUAGUUCUGAUAUUUCCUAUCAUUGGCAACAGCAGUUAAACAAAUGGUUAAAAGCAGUUAAUUAUGAAUAACAUGUCUUGUUUAAUUAAACUUCAAUCAUCUAAUCCACAAGUAAUAGCAAAAGACUGAAUUGAUUGGUACUGGCAGAAAACAUUUUCUAUUUUUUUAAGAUCAUAAAAUGCUGUUCUUGUCACAUUUGACACCCUUUCAAGUGAAGUCAUUACUUUUUGUGUUAAAAUAAGUUUUAUUCUACAUGUUGACAUUCUACUUGCUUCUGUUUUGGUUUUAUUGCAUUGUUUCUAAAACGUACACUGGUUUUGAUUAAUUUCAGGGCCUAUUUUUCCAUGCAUACAGUCAUGUGAAAAAAUUAGGACACCC
Messenger RNA from Oryzias melastigma (Indian medaka), 2242 nucleotides. RefSeq names its product leukocyte immunoglobulin-like receptor subfamily A member 3. The coding region runs from base 21 to 1328 and encodes 435 amino acids. The transcript is spliced from 5 exons. Lineage: Eukaryota; Metazoa; Chordata; Actinopteri; Beloniformes; Adrianichthyidae. The record is from RefSeq and is a predicted model, not a curated record.